AUGCUUGUCGGCACGCUCUCCUCGCUCGGCGUCCUCAAUUGGGCCAUGAACCACAUCGCUGGCAUAUGCACUAGUACUGCUGUCAAUGGUUUCAGUUGUCCCUAUAGCCACACUCACUUUAAUACUUCUUUGAUCUGGGGCGCAGUGGGCCCUCGCCGCUAUUUCUCGAACCACAUUGGCUAUUCCUCUUUGCUUUACUUCUUCAUCAUUGGUGCCAUCUUACCCAUUCCUGUCUAUUAUAUGGCCCGCCGAUACCCUAAGUCGCUGUGGAGAAGAGUUCAUGUCCCCCUGUUCAUCGGGGGGGUUGAAUUACCUUCCCCCUGCGACAGGAAUGAAUUACGGCAUAAGUAUAACUUUGUUCUGAGCUCCGCUAUGGACUCAUCUGUGGGGAUUGCUGGCGCAAUGAUUUUUUUGACAAUUUAUUUCACCGGAGCCAGCAACCAUUUCAACUGGUGGGGAACUGAGGUUUACAAGCAGGAUACAUGUGACUGGAAAGGGUGUGCAUAUCUGUCUGUGCCCAAGGGUAGAAAUUUCGGCAUAUAG
Penicillium coprophilum is the source of this 543-nucleotide messenger RNA. RefSeq lists its product as uncharacterized. The transcript has 3 exons. NCBI's taxonomy places the organism in Eukaryota, Fungi, Ascomycota, Eurotiomycetes, Eurotiales, Aspergillaceae. The record is from RefSeq and is a predicted model, not a curated record. Bases 1 to 543 code for a protein of 180 amino acids. Gene Ontology annotation, biological process: transmembrane transport. Gene Ontology annotation, molecular function: oligopeptide transmembrane transporter activity.